This is a messenger RNA of Macrosteles quadrilineatus (aster leafhopper), 1399 nucleotides long. RefSeq lists its product as uncharacterized. Bases 7 to 1197 code for a protein of 396 amino acids. The record is from RefSeq and is a predicted model, not a curated record. The transcript has 5 exons. NCBI's taxonomy places the organism in Eukaryota, Metazoa, Arthropoda, Insecta, Hemiptera, Cicadellidae.
GUCAAGAUGGAAGAUGGUCAAGACUCAGGAUCAGACCAGACGUCUGACUCUAACAUUGUAGACAAGGGUUGGAGCAUAAUCUCUCACAACACAGAGCUGCUUUUCUUCACAACGCUGGGGAUUGUUGAAAUACUUGCUGAAGCUGCAGGCUACCGUCCAUUCAUACGUCUCAACAAUCUUCUUCCACCCGUCCCUGACUAUGGUGAAGGAGGAUCUAACGCGACUUUGGCAAACACAUCCGACCAGGGAGACCUCACCGACCUCGCGUUGAUUUACCAAAUAUCAAGAGUGGUGGACGUCGUCGGAGCCUACACUGUGCAUUUGUCACUAGCCACUCACAUACUCCUUCCUUACCCUGUAAUUACGGAGCGCCAGAACAUAUUGUUGGUGCCAUGGCUAGUGGUGACUCUGCUAAGAUCGGUAGUGCGAGAAUUGGUCAUUUCUCUGGUAGGCAUAGUGCUGUGUGCGUCCCACAAUGUCUUCUACUACCCAUGUGUUCAGUAUUCAGCUCUUCAAGGCGCUCAGUUCUGUUUCACCUUCUACUUCUGGUCAAGUAUGCACAACUUUUACCACUUCCUCCAGAACAAGCACUCCACUGAAGGUAGAGUCGCCAGUGUCAUCCACUCCAUCAACACCAACCUCCUCAACAGUGAGCCUCUGAGUCAGCGGUCUCUAGACCGUGUGUUAUCCGUGACAUUGGACGAGGACGAGGAAAACACAGAGGCGAUGUUGGUAGAACGAGCAGCCAUGGCGUGGAUUACGCGGGAAAUCCUAGAAAAUGACCGGGAAUACGUGACAGAUAGACAGUUCAGUGAGUACCUCGUGGUUAAAGCUACCAUAGAAUUGAAACAAGCGUUGAAAGAGUUGGCGGAGAAGAAAUUGACGAAGAAGAAAAAGCUCAAUACUAAACAGAAACUUAAGGCGAGUUUACAGAUCAUGGGGCUGUCCAGUAAGGAAUCUUUGGGAGACUCGAUGACAGAGGCUUUUGAGAGCAGUCGAACUCUGUCGAAGAGGGACCCCAUCAGGAAUAUAAGACCUUUAUUUUCUCGUGGGAAGCCUGUGUCGCCGGAUGCAUCCGUGAUAUCUGGAUUGUCUGACAUCACUGUUGCCUCUGGAACUUCGGUUGACUCUGAGGCGCAGACGGAACCUCCUACGAGAGAGAUGAGUAAACUUCUGGAUAUGCUUGAGAACCAGUGAGAGAGAGAGCGGGAGAACAAUAAGGGUACCGGUACCUACAGUUUGAAAUUCAACAACAAAAUUGUUUUCGUCUUAAAACGUAUUGUCGAUACUUCUACAAUAAAUGUAGGAGGAAGAAGAACCCUACAAAUGUAGUAAUCUCUUUUGAUUUGACAUUUUAGGGAUCAAACAAAUGUGUGGUAUUAAAAAAUAUUGAAUGCAA